AUGUCACUUCUUCCUCACCUCUCUUUCUUCCGUAUCGGAGCGCCCGAUGCUGCUCACACUCUUGAACUUUGGCUAGACUAUGUCUGCCCUUUCUCAGGUAUCUUCAAGAAUUCCAUAGUGCCAAUCCUCGCUCCUGCAGUGACCACCGGCGCGUUAAAGGGAAAAGUCAAGCUUCUCCUUCGUCUCCAGGUCCAACCCUGGCACGGAUCCUCGACUUUCACGCACGAAGCCGCUCUAGCGGUCGGCAAAGUCGUCCCUGAAAGUUUCUUCGACUACACUUCGGUCCUCUUUAAGAACCAAGAAGCCUUCUUUGACCGCGCCGUUGCGGACUUGACUCCCACUCAGAUCCGCGAAAAACUCGUUGCGCUUGCAGGAGAAGUACCCUCGAUCGACAAAUCCAAGCUUCCAGCGAUCAAGGAUGCUCUCACCUAUAAAGGAUCCCCCAAUGGAGGCAUCGACGUCACCAACGACCUGAAAUGGAACAUCAAACUAGGCCGUCAAAAUGGAAUCCAUGUUUCACCAAGUGCUGUUUGGGAUGGAAUCUUCGUUAGCGACGUUUCUUCGGGAUGGGGUGCAGCCGAGUGGGACAGCUUUUUCGCUAACAAUGUUAAGGUUUGA
Cantharellus anzutake is the source of this 618-nucleotide messenger RNA. RefSeq lists its product as uncharacterized. Lineage: Eukaryota; Fungi; Basidiomycota; Agaricomycetes; Cantharellales; Hydnaceae. Bases 1 to 618 code for a protein of 205 amino acids. The transcript has 5 exons. The record is from RefSeq and is a predicted model, not a curated record.